AAAACAAAUUAAAGAAAACUAGAAAGAAAGAAAACAAAUAAAACGGUAGAGAUAUCAGAUACCAAUCUAUUUUUAUAGAGAUGGACAAUCGAGAAAAGACAGAUCAAAUAAGCAGAGAAGAGUUUCUUAAGAAGAUAAUGGAAUCAUUGGGACCAGACGGUGUCGCUUCAAGAACUCUCCUCGUUGGUGAAGCUGGUAUAGGGAAGACAUGGCUUGCAAAAGAAGUCAGCAAACGUGUUAUCCGAGAAAGGUCUUCUAGGUACAAUGUCCUCUGGUUACAUCUGAACAAAAGGAUUGAAGACGUGAAGUCCCUUUACGAGAAUCUAGCUGCUCAGUUAUCAAUAAUCUACGAGUUUGAAGAAGGCGAAGAACCUGAUGAGCUUGAUUAUUCGUUGGAGAGCUUACAAGAGAAGGUUACACAAGUGAUUAGCAAUAACAAGAAGAAGAAUCUUCUAUUGAUUUUGGAUGAUGAAGGAAGUAUGACAACUGAAAACCAUGUAAUGGAAGACCUAAAUCUCCGGGAGUUUCUUAAUGAACACUCAACUCUUAAGCUUCUAAUCACAAGAAGAGACGAAAGAGAGGAGAAAGAAUCGAUAACGAUCAAAGUCACUCCGCUUACCGAAGACGAGUCACGGAACUUACUCCGCGGUUCUCAGGACUUACUUAAGUCAUUUACCAUUGAAGAUUGGCCGGAUCAUCGAGAGAUCAACGAACCUACUUUGAUCUCUUGCUUAUUGAGCAAGAGCAAAGGCUUACCAGCUGCGAUCAUUGUCUUAACCAAGUCCUUAGACAACAUCAAGUCAUUUUCUGCGAAACAUAGAAAGAUCUUUACAGAACUGAUUCUAUCUCCCGAGUCAUUAGAUGCAGCUGCUGCUUCCAAGAACGCUAUAGACCGUAGCCUCUACAAUCCCGUUUUGCGAUUAAGUUACGAGCUGUUAAAGCUUGAGGAGACGAGCACACGUCCAGUCAUUGCUUGCUUUUGGCACAUCUUGGACUUCUACAAGUACUCUGGAUGCGCUUACUACCGCGACCUAAUCGUACACUGGAUGCUUGAAGGGUAUUUUGAUCCAGUUAAGUCGGUUGAAAAAGCUUACCAGGAAGGACAUUCCAUUUUGAUGGAGUUUAUGAAUAGAGGAAUCUUGAAGAUACAAGAAGACAACAUGGUGGUUCCAGAGUUUUCAAUGAGCAAUCUAUUAGAUCUUCAAGAUUGUGGAUUCUUUGGAAGAUCUUGCCUUGGAUUUGACAGAGUUUACGGAGGAGACAAGAGAAAAGGUCUUGGAAAAAUCAUCUUAAUCGAUGAUAUGAUACAAACAAUUCAAUCUAAGCACAAGAAGAUCACGACGAUUAUCGCUAGCGGAAACCGUUUACGUAGAGAAGUUUCUGGAAAGUUCUUUGAGAGACCAGAGAUGCAAGAUCUGGAAGUUGUUGUACUCUUUGAGCCAACGUUCCAAGAUCUUGUUUUGUCUUUAUCUAAGCUUAAACUACGAGUACUCGUGAUCAGGGAUUGCGAUCUUAUCCAAAAUAUCGAUGAGCUUACGGGUCUUAAAGGCCUACAUGUUCUUGAAGUCUCUGGUGCAAGUUCUCUAGAUAGUAUUCCUGAUGAUUUCUUCAAUGAAAUGAGUCAGCUUCAAAGUCUUAACCUUUCAGGACUUGCUAUCAAAUCUUCUCCUUCCACAAUCGAAAACCUAAACAUGCUCCGUUGCUUCAUCCUAAGAGACUGCUCUGAACUACAAGAUCUGCCUAAUUUCAAUGUAGCAACAAAAAAACUAGAAGUUAUCGACAUUCGUGGAGCUCGAAAACUGGAGUCUUACUUCGAUAGAGUUAAAGAUUGGAAAGACUAUAAAGGCAAAAACAAGAACUUCGCUCAUCUUCGGAAGCUCGAACACUUAGACUUCUCAGAGACUCAGAUCAUCCGCUUACCGAUAUUUCAUUUUAAAGAUUCUACUACCGAUUACAGCACGAUGCCAUCCUUAACCCGACUCUUGCUACGUAACUGCACAAGGCUUAAGAGAUUGCCACAACUUAAGCCUUUGACUAAUCUUUGGAUUCUUGAUGCCUCUGGUGCUACAAGCUUAGUGGAGAUGCUUGAAGUGUGUUUAGAGGAGAAGAAAGAGCUUAGGAUCCUUGAUAUUUCAAAGACAAUUCUUCCAGAGUUAGCUGACACGAUCGCUGAUGUUGUUAAUCUCAAUCAGCUUCUGUUAAGGAACUGUUCUCAGAUUGAAGAGCUUCCAAGCAUUGAGAAUCUCACGCACCUUGAGGUUUUCGACGUUUCUGGUUGCAAUAAGUUAAAGAAGAUAAAUGGAUCCUUUGGAAAGAUGUCUUACCUCCACAAAGUGAAUCUUUCGGAGACAAAUCUUGGUGAGUUACCUGACAAAAUCUCAGAGCUAUCUAACCUCAAGGAGCUUAUCAUAAAAAACUGUUCCAAGUUAAAGGCUCUUCCAAAUCUUGAAAAGCUAACAUAUCUUGAGAUCCUCGAUGUUUCGGGCUGCACCGAACUGGAGAAAAUCGAGGGAUCAUUCGAGAAUAUGUCUUAUCUUAGUGAGGUCAAUCUCUCAGGGACUAAACUAAACACGUUUCCGGAAUUGCCAAAACAGAGCAUCCUCUGUUCUUCAAAACGUAUCGCUCUCGCGAAUUCAGCGUGUUUAGAGCGAGAAGACUGGAGCCAAAUUAAGGAAUGUUUAGCAACAAAUUCAGAUGGCUCUAUCUUCUCAAAAGUAGCUCAAACAAUCCACGAAAAAGACGAGAAACUUGUUCAUCAAGGCGAUAGAUACAGAGUUCUUGAUCUUGAGGUUCCUUUAGGUAUAGAUAUCGUUGAUAUCAACAAACCAAUGAAUCUUGGUGCAGAGUUUAUAGCCAAAGCAGAGUAUGUUUCUAUUACAGAGAAUGGAUCUAGAAGCGUAUCUUCCAUCUUCGACGAGUUUCAGAUGAGAUCGGUCAAAGGUUGUUGGGUAGAGAGGUGCAAGAACAUGAAUAUUCUCUUCGAAUCAGAUGAACAACAAGAGAAAGAGAAACCAUCAUCAUCAUCAUCAUCAUUGGAGAAUCUUUGGAUAUCAAAUCUUCCAGUACUAAAAAGCUUGUACAGUAACAAGGGAGGAUUGAUCUUCAAGAACCUUAAGAAGCUAAGCAUAGAUUGUUGUCCAAGCAUCACAUGGCUCUUCCCCGAGAUUCCUGGUAACCUUGAGAUUCUACGAGUUAAGUUCUGUGAUAAGCUGGAGAGGUUGUUUGAAGAAGAAGUAGGAGAAUUAUCGAAGCUUCACAAGCUUCAGCUUCUUGAUUUGCCUGUUUUAUCGACCGUUGGAGCUAAACUCCCGAAUCUGGUGAAAUGCACGAUUGUGAAAUGUCCGAAUUUGAAAGUUGGAGAAGAUGAACUAAGGCUAGGAACAAGGGUAAAAGAAGAAAUUACAGAAGAAUAGCCUCACAAGUCUAUUGGUGUGAAACCCACACUCCUACUCAGCCCACAGAAGAAGCUAUAAGAACAGUGUACAACAUCAUCUAUCUCUGUUCUUUCAUCACACGACGAGGAUGAAGAAUCAAAAUUUCCAGUGGAAACUAAUAAUUUAUCACCACAAAUGUUGAAAUAAUGAUCACAGUCUUGAACUUUGACAGAAGAUGUAAUGCGAAAACUAUAAAAAAUGUUAACUUCGUGUUGUGUGAUUGUGUAGUGUGUUAAAAGUAAACUCUAAAAAUAAUGAAUAAAUGAACCCGUUAUUUUUGUUAAA
This is a messenger RNA of Camelina sativa (false flax), 3719 nucleotides long. Its product is annotated as putative disease resistance protein At4g19050. Lineage: Eukaryota; Viridiplantae; Streptophyta; Magnoliopsida; Brassicales; Brassicaceae. The record is from RefSeq and is a predicted model, not a curated record. Gene Ontology annotation, molecular function: ADP binding.